Molecule: messenger RNA, 1000 nt
Organism: Oldenlandia corymbosa var. corymbosa
Lineage: Eukaryota; Viridiplantae; Streptophyta; Magnoliopsida; Gentianales; Rubiaceae
Source: the annotation of a GenBank genome assembly
CUCUUAUUCCAACCUUCCAUAUCAACCUCUCUCUCCUAAGCAUCAAAGAUAAUUCUUCAUCCUCAUUGGCCUUUAAUAAAUUAUUAAACCUGCAAUGAAUUCCGACCCCUCCCCUACAAAUUAACCUCAUCAAUUCGUUAAUCACACUCUGAUAAACUCUUCCUUCCAAAAAAAAGAAAAAAAAAGAAGCAUCCCAUUCUGAAAGUUUCCGAAAUGAGUAGUAGUAGUAGUAGUAGUAGUAGUAGUGGUAAUAUUACAUUACAGGCGGCACCAAGCGACGGCCCAUAUGAAGAAACCAGUCCUCCGGGACCCUACGGCUACAGCCUCGGAAUAUCUUUCGGCAUCAUUUUAUUGCUCAUAAUCAUCACCUACUGUUAUUACAUCCACAGCCGGUACCGGAGAAACGCUGAGGCUAACAACAACACCAUCUAUUACCAGCGAAGGAACUCCACCGCCGACACAACCACGGAUGACGAUUCCAUACUGGGCUCCCCGGAAUUAGGCGGCCUUGAUGACAAAACCCUCCAAGCAUACCCAAAGCUCCUUUAUUCUCAGGCCAAGAAUCACGAUCAAGGCCAAGGCGGCGGUCCUGAUGAUAAAGAUGAUGAUGAUGAUGAUGAUGAUGAUGGCCGGUCUUCUUGUACGGCUUCCGGGUGUUCAAUUUGCUUGCAGGAUUACAAGGAUACUGAUGUACUUCGUUUGUUGCCGGAAUGUGGGCACUUUUUUCACGUCAAGUGUGUGGAUCCAUGGUUGAAGCUUCAUCCAACUUGUCCAAUCUGCAGAAAAUCACCGGCUCCUUCUCCCGUAGAAGCUACUGUCCUAGAAUUAGAAAUGCCCCGCCCCCAGUACACUCCAUAGAAAAAUAGCCAUAGACAGAUUAGAUGUAUUUUUGUUGGAUAAGAUCAAGUGGUAGGCUGGUACCUCAUUAGCCUCCAUUUUUACAUAGUUGUCAAUUCAUCGUGUGUAUUCAAUACUAAUUGAACAUAUUUUUAGUUCCAAC